Molecule: messenger RNA, 1996 nt
Organism: Sinocyclocheilus grahami
Lineage: Eukaryota; Metazoa; Chordata; Actinopteri; Cypriniformes; Cyprinidae
Exons: 9
Coding region: 310-1365 (351 amino acids)
Biological process (GO): COPII-coated vesicle cargo loading
Cellular component (GO): endoplasmic reticulum exit site; COPII vesicle coat
Molecular function (GO): zinc ion binding; SNARE binding
Source: RefSeq, a predicted model, not a curated record
UACAUUUCGGUUGAGACGUAUUAACUGUGCGCACAGUAGAGACUUUGAAGACGGUGUGCUUUUAGCACGGAAGACGGAGGGCUUUUGGAAAUAUUGAAAUGCCAUGUUUCUAUGCGUUUUGAGGUUUCUACCAUCGGAGCUGAAGACUGACACGUUAAAAAUGUGAUCUGACGGUAACCAGGCGACCGCUUUCUGCAUCAAUACCCAUAUUUCCGUACUAAUACCAACUAUCUCUCUCAAUGUUCGGGACGACUCGUGCUGAAAUCUCCUAACAUGAAGCAUCGCAUGGUAGAUUGAAUUGGUCGUAGAAUGGAGGUUCCUGCCGUAAACCACAGCUAUACACAUCCACAGCCAUGGGCCGGACAGAGUCCCAGGACCCCAACCAUACCUCCACCCAGCUGUCCAUUUCCUUCAUAUCACUAUCCAAACCUGAACCCAGAUCAGCAGAGUGUGACCCCCAUGACCCAAACGACAGGAACCGCAGCAGGCCAUCGGCCUCAGUCACUGCAAAGCUACCAAGGAGUGUUCAAGCCUGUUCCUGAGAUUACAAAUAAGACGAAUCAAGGAAUGCCACAGAGAAGCUACUCAUUACCAACGAGUCCAGUGUCAAAUUCUAAGACAGAGUCUCGAUACGGCCUGGAUCCUCAGCUUCUGCCCAGUGUGGUCCAGGUGAUUAAAGAGGACAGGAUCCAGUGGGAGGGGAAAGUGUUUGUUUCAGAAUGCAAAUCUUCAGUUCCCCUUCUUCCUGGGCAGAGUUCUACAGGAAAUUCGGAGAUGGAACAGGAACGCUUCCGAGCUGAUCUGAGCAGAUGUGUGGAUAUGCAGAUGGCCUUCAAAGUUCAGCUCAGAGUUUUUGUCAGUAAAGAUAUUGAUGCUUUCUCUCCUGACUGGAUGAUGACGCCACUGUCUCUGUGUUUACCCUUCGCACCCCGGCAGUCUGUCUCUGCUGAUAAUGCCAACAUGCCAUCAUUAGGGGAAGCCGUGCGCUGUACUGUCUCUAGUCUGGAUCCAGGGGGUCUGUAUCUGAUCUACUGCCCACUGGCACUGCUCCUUUGGGUGGGCAGCUGUGUGCCUCCUCACACUCUUCUACAGCUUUUCAACACCAACUCCUUCUCCAACCUCACAUCUGGAGAGAUCAAACUUCCAGUGCUUGAGAACUCCCUCUCCAUCAGCACCAGAGCUCUCAUAUGCUCUCUGCAGUCCUCAGCAGCUGUUACUCUCCAGCUAAAACUGGUGCGGGAAGGUGACAGCUGUGAGGAGUCUCUGCAGCUUCUCCUGGUGGAGGACAAGAGUCCUAACGGUGGAGCUUCAUACGCUGACUUCCUUUUUCACCUUCAUGUCAAUGCAUUGCGUCUUGUCGUGUGACAGUCUCUUCUCAUAGACAAGGCUGUGGAAUAUUUGUAAAGUCCUUUGUGAUAGUUCAGUCCCAAUGUAGUUGACCUUUUGUUUCCUCUAUAGCCAUUGCUGCUGCUGUUCUUAAAUCUAUGAGGAAAAAGAGUUCUGUCUGGAUUUACCAUACAUUUAUCUCUGAAAUAUUUACAACUUUAGUAAAUGCAAAUUGGAUGUGACCAGCUUGUUUUAGGGGAAAUGCUGAAUACUACGAUUAGUCCUUUAAUUUUCAAGGGCUUAGAAUGACUGAUUAGUGUUUGAACUCCCAUCAAAGACUCAGUGAUUAAUGAUUCUCUAUUUGAAGUGUGUGUGUGUGUGUUUGGUUCUAGACACAGGUUUGAUUUAACAUUUGCUCUUGUGUCAUGAAUAUUGCACUCUGAAUUGAAUUCAUGAAUUUGCCCAACUGGCAGUGGUGAGUUAGAGUGUACAUGUUAAUAUUUUUCAAGCAAUAAUAUAUUCAUUGAAUUUUUGGUCUCAUUACACCUCAGUAUUUAAUGUCUUGAUAAAACCCCUGGUAUUUUUCAAAGGGCCAUCAGCAUGUGGACCUAACACUUUACAGUUUUAAUAAUUUACGUAACAUUUCUUUUGUAUGAAGAAGAUACUUUUC